AUGACCGACACUGAAGACCAGACUGCGGAUGACAGUGCGUCGGCCUGCAGCAGCAUGGAGGUGACGGACCGCCUCGCCUCCCUGGAGCAGAGGGUCCAGAUGCAGGAGGAUGAGAUCCAGCUGCUGAAGUCGGCUCUGGCUGAUGUGGUGCGAAGGCUCAACAUGUCCGAGGAGCAGCAGGCCCUGGGCUCACGCAGGGGCCCCACCAAAGCAGCUGCAGGGAUGAGAAAGUCCCCGUCCGCAGACAGCAGUGUGGGUAGGACAGCUCGACCAAUGAUUGCCACUCUUCCAGUGCGGCCUAUGGUCAACAAUGGGACAGUCCUACCAAAGAAAGGCAGCGGUCUCCCGUCCCCGUCUGGGUCCGGGAGCAGGAAAGACUCUGGUCCUGCAUCUAAUAAGAGCACUGUGAGGAGAGCCAACUCCAACGAACACAUGAGCUCUCUGACCCGGAAGGACUCUGCAGACAGCAAGAGAACACGAGCCGGAUCCACGGGCAGCAACUCCAGCGGCAGGAGGAGCGACAGCAAACCCAGGGAGCCCGUCUUUAACCCAGGAAAUCGCCGUGUGACCCAUUGCAAAGAGGAAGGCUAUGUCAAGCUGUUUUUGAAGGGCCGACCCGUCACUAUGCACAUGCCCAAAGAGAGGGUGGACAACUUCAGCCUGGAGGCCCGGGGAGAACUGCCCGCCUCCCGCCUCAAGCUCCACUGGGUCUAUGGUUAUAGGGGUCGAGACUGCCGCUCAAACCUGUUUCUGCUGCCCACUGGAGAGACCGUGUACUUCAUGGCCUCAGUGGUGGUCUUGUACAACGUGGACGAACAGCUGCAGCGACACUACACCGGUCACACGGACGAUAUCAAAUGCCUUGCCGUCCAUCCAGACAAAAUAACCAUAGCAACAGGCCAGGUGGCAGGGACCUCGUCUGAUGGAAAGCAACUUCCCCAUGUGCGGGUGUGGGACUCCGUCAGUCUCAACACUCUCCACGUUCUGGGGAUGGGCUUCUUCGACCGCGGCCUGGUCUGCCUGGCUUUCUCCAAGUCGAAUGGAGGGAAUUCACUUUGCACUGUUGAUGACUCCAACGACCAUGUGCUGUCAGUGUGGGAGUGGCAGAGAGAGACCCGACUGGCCGAGGUCAAGUGCUCCAACGAGUCUGUGUUCGCUGCGGACUUCCACCCCACGGACAGCAACGUGGUGGUGACAUGCGGCAAGUCCCAUCUGUACUUCUGGAACAUGGAGAAAGGGACGCUGAGCAAGAAGCAGGGGCUGUUUGAGAAACAAGAGAAGCCCAAGUUUGUUCUGUGUGUGACAUUUACGGAGAACGGAGACACCAUCACCGGCGACUCCAGUGGAAACAUCCUGGUCUGGGCCAAAGGCACUAACCGCAUCAGCCAGGUCAUCUCCGGGGCACACGAGGGCAGUAUCUUUACCCUGUGCAUGCUACGGAACGGGACCCUGGUGUCUGGGGGGAAGGACCGCAGACUGGUGUCCUGGGACAGCAGUCUGCAGCAGAUACAGGCUGUGGAGGUCCCGGAGGUGUUUGGCCCCAUCAGGACCAUUGCUGAAGGUCGAGGGGACACAGUCUUGAUCGGGACCACGAAGAACCUGAUCCUCCAGGGCAGUCUGGAUGGGGAGUUUGUGCCCAUCACUCAGGGUCAUGUGGAUGAACUGUGGGGCCUGGCUGCUCACCCCUCCAGACCUCACUUCCUCACGUGUGGAUAUGACCGUCAAGUGUGUCUGUGGGACUCCAGCUCACAUCAGCUCAUCUGGAUCAAGAGCCUGGAGGACACCGCCCAGUCCGCAGGAUUCCACCCCUCUGGAGAUGUGGUUGCCAUAGGAACCCACACUGGCAGGUGGCUGGUGCUGGACACUGACUCCAAAGACUUAGUAGCGGUUCACACAGACGGGAACGAGCAGCUCUCCACAGUGAAAUAUGGACCAGACGGAAACUUCUUGGCCAUCGGAUCACACGACAAUUACAUCUACAUCUACGCCGUGGGGGAAAGAGGGCGCAAGUACAGCAGAGUGGGCAAGUGUUCGGGCCACUCCAGCUUCAUCACUCACCUGGACUGGUCUGUGGAUUCCCAAUACCUGGUCUCAAACUCAGGAGACUAUGAAAUUUUGUUCUGGAUCCCGUCUGUGUGCAAGCAGGUGGUGAGUGUGGAGACCACCAGGGACAUCGAGUGGGCCACCAACACAUGCACUCUGGGCUUCAAUGUUUUUGGCGUGUGGCCCGACGGUUCGGACGGGACCGACAUCAACGCUGUGUGUACGUCCAGAGACAAGAGGCUCCUGGCGACCGGAGAUGAUUUUGGGAAAGUCCAUCUGUUCUCUUUCCCCUGCUCACAAUUCAGGGCGCCCAGUCACGUUUAUGGCGGCCACAGCAGUCAUGUGACCAAUGCCAGCUUCCUUUUGGAUGACAGCUGCCUCGUCACCACCGGAGGAAAGGACAUGAGCAUCCUGCAGUGGAGGAUCGUCUGA
Knipowitschia caucasica is the source of this 2475-nucleotide messenger RNA. The record is from the annotation of a GenBank genome assembly. Lineage: Eukaryota; Metazoa; Chordata; Actinopteri; Gobiiformes; Gobiidae.